Stylonychia lemnae is the source of this 987-nucleotide messenger RNA. The record is from the annotation of a GenBank genome assembly. Lineage: Eukaryota; Ciliophora; Spirotrichea; Sporadotrichida; Oxytrichidae.
AUGAAGAAGAAUAGACUUCCACAGCAACUUCCAGGACUCAACCUCUAUCCUCUUAACCAAUAAUCAACUCCUAAUAUUGAUUUCACUAAGGAAUUCCAAGAUGAAAAGGCACUGUUCCUUGAAAGAGAGAACCAGAGAUUGUAAGAAGAAGUCCGACAGCUGCUCAGAGAGAAUCAGCAACUUAAAGAUGAAAAUUUCCACCUGAGAAAUUAGAUGAAGGAAAACGGUGGUGGUGGUCUGAGAAGUAACAGAUCAGUUGCCGUUCUCAAGGAGAAUAUCAAUCAGACUAAUAGUGUGAUUGCUGAUUUAGACAGCCUCAGAUGCGAUAACUGUGAGCAAGAUGUAGCUAGAAAAAACUAUGAUUUACACACUGUUUAUUGCAUGAAGAAUUUCUCCAAGUGCCCAUACUGUAAAAAGAUCCUAGCAUCUAAGGAGUAUGAUAAGCACAUUAAUGAAUCUAAGGGAACAAAAGAACAGCUGAUAAGUGCAGUUCAAAAUGGAAUGAAGGAUUAGUUAAUCAUGAUGGAAAGACACGGACAAGCACUUCUAAAUAUCUAUGAUGAUCCAGAUCUUAACAACAAUCUACUUCAUCUAGCAGUGAAGCACAAUCAAUAUGAGAUAACUGAGUAUCUGGUUAAGAUGUAUAUAUGCAUAUUUUAAAGUCAUUUUUAAAGGGGUAUCGAUGUGAACGUUCAAAAUAACUUUGGAGAGACACCUCUACAUUAAUGUAGUGGGUAAAAUAAGAAUAUGGAGAUUUCUAAAUUCCUUCUCAUGAAAGGAGGUAAUCCAAACAUCAAGAACCGCUUGGGAGAUUCUCCUCUUGGUAAAUACUCCUUUUGUCCUUUAUAUAUCAUUAUAGAUCUCGCUAAAAGAUACGGCAACCAUUAGAUAGCAAUGCUUUUUGCAGCUUGCGAAUCAACAGUUGUGCAGACUGCAAGAAUCAUCACUAAAACUCCUUAGGUCAAGUUAUUGUUAAAGAAACUUUGA